CCCAGCCAUUUUUGUUUAUUUUUAAAGAGGCAGCCUGUUUCUUUCAUGAACCAUAUUCUGUUUUUUUUCAUGCUUCAAGAGUAAUCAGUUAUGGCUUGCAGCACUGCACAAAUUAAUGGUAUAAGCAUACAUCUCAAAUGUGAUAACUUCAGAAUCCAAGAGAAUUGUCCCAAGGGCUGGGCACAGUGGUUCACACUUGGAAUCCCAGCAAUUUGGGAGGCUGAAGCAAGAGGAUCUCAAGCAGAGGAGUUCGAAGUUACGGUAAGCUAUAAUUGUGCCACUGCACUGCAGCCUGAGCUACCAAGUGAGACCCUAUCUUAAAUACAUACAUAAUUUUUAAAAAAGAAUCAUUCUACAGCAGUGCUAGCACCUCCUCCAGGAGACUGUUGCUGUCAGCCAGCCCCCUUCUCCACAGUAACCAUGUGCGACCGAAAGGCCACAAUCAAAAAUGGGGACAUGUCAGAAGAGAUGCAGCAGGACUCAGUGGAGUGUGCUACUCAGGCGCUGGAGAAAUACAACAUAGAGAAGGAUAUUGCAGUUCAUAUCAAGAAGGAAUUUGACAAGAAGUACAAUCCUACCUGGCAUUGCAUCAUGGGGAGGAACUUCGGUAGCUACGUGACACAUGAAACCAAACACUUCAUCUACUUCUACCUGGGCCAAGUGGCCAGUCUUCUGUUCAAAUCUGGUGAAAAGAAGACUGAAAAGGCCGGGCACAGUGGCUCACGCCUAUAAUCCCAGCACUCUGGGAGGCUGAGGCAGGUAGAUCACCUGAGGUCAGGAGUUCAAGACCAGCCUGGCCAACAUGGUGAAACCCCAUCUCUACUAAAAAUACAAAAAUUAGCCAGGCGUGGUGGUGCACACCUGUAAUCCCAGCUACUCGGGAGGCUGAGGCAGGAGAAUCACUUGAACCUGGGAGGUAGAGGUUUCAUUGAGCUAAGAUCAGGCCAUUUCACUUCAACCUAGGCAACAGAGUGAGACUCUGUCUCAUUAAAAAAAAAAAAAAAAAAAAGCAUGGACUCUUGUGCCACACACAGUGAUCCAUCCGAAAACAAGGACUGCAGCCUAAAUUCCAAAUACCAGAGACUGAAAUUUUUCAGCCUUGCUAAGGGAACACCUUGAUGUUUGAACCUUUGUGUUUUGUACAGGGCAUUCUCUGUACUAGUUUGUUGUGGUUAUAAAACAAUUAGCAAAAUAAAAAA
Cebus imitator (Panamanian white-faced capuchin) is the source of this 1199-nucleotide messenger RNA. RefSeq names its product dynein light chain 1, cytoplasmic-like. Gene Ontology annotation, cellular component: cytoplasmic dynein complex. The transcript has a single exon. The record is from RefSeq and is a predicted model, not a curated record. Bases 421 to 732 code for a protein of 103 amino acids. Gene Ontology annotation, molecular function: dynein light intermediate chain binding; dynein intermediate chain binding. Gene Ontology annotation, biological process: microtubule-based process; cilium assembly. NCBI's taxonomy places the organism in Eukaryota, Metazoa, Chordata, Mammalia, Primates, Cebidae.